AUACAGUGACAAAGUUCAAACAAAUUUGAAAACAAAGCUAAAAAGGAAACGCGGGCUUUUUUCAUUUCACCCUCGUCUCCAAAAUUUUCAAGGCAAAUAUAAUUUACAUGUAAAUCUUUUUUUUAAUUUUUAGGAUCCCAAAACCUCAAAUUUAAUCUCAUAUAUAUUUACAAUUUAUCUCAUUAUCACACAAACACACGCUCCAGUUCUACUUUCUCUCUCAACUUCAUCUAAUCCCUAACUCACUCCAACCUAGUUUUCAGAUCUUCAUUCUCUUCAUUUCAUAAACAAUGUCAACAGAAUCUCUGCCUGAUGUCAUACUUCAAUACAUAUUGUCACAUAUCAAAAACGGUCGCGAUGUUGCCUAUUGCAAUUGUGUUUCAAAGCGAUGGAAAAACUCUAUGGCUUAUAUCAGAAGUCUCUAUUUUGCUCGUAACUCAUUUGAUAACCCUCCUGGCAAUGAAACUUCUGACACCAUUGUGAAAAGAAUGGUAUCCGCGGUUGAGAAAUUAGAAGAGCUAGUUGUUUACUGCCCUUUCACCCCUUCCGGCCUUGCUUCGUGGCUAUCGCUUGCAGGUCCAUCACUUACUCAUCUCGAGCUUCGAAUGGACAACCUUGCUGACAAUACGGCUGUACACGAAAGUCCUUCGAAAUUGGACUGCAUUGGUGCAGCAAGGAAUUUGAAUUGUUUAAAACUGUGGGGUGUCUUGAUCAUAAAUACCCCUAAAUGGGAUGUGUUUCAAAAUCUUAGGACCCUUGAAGUAGUUGGGGCAAGUUCUGAGGAUACUGCAUUGGAUGCAGUCUUUCGGUCGUGUCCGUAUCUGACAAGGUUGAUACUCCUUGGAUGUGAAGGGAUCAGAUCACUUUCAAUUGAUCUGCCAUUGUUAGAGCAUUGUAAGCUGGACUUUUAUGGUCUUGGAAACUGUUCGCUUUCACUGAACUCCCCUAAAAUCGAAUCUCUUGAGGUACAAGGCUGUAGUUGGAUUAGGGUUCCUGAAACCAAGCAUUUGAAGGUUCUUUCAAUUUCCAAUAGUGCAGGGAGAGUAUACAUGAUUGAAUUCGGAAACCUUUCAGCACUGGAGUUCCUGUCUAUGCGUGGGGUACAGUGGUGUUGGGAUGCAAUAUGUAAAAUGCUGAAACUGGCAAGUGGUGUAAAACAUCUAUAUAUGAAGGUCGAAUUCACUGGCGACUAUGAUGCUCUUCAAGCUUUUCCAGAGGUUGAUUUUGUCGACUUUUUCAACAGCCAUCCCAAGCUCCGCAAGUUUGAUAUCCAUGGAGCCAUGUUUGCUGCACUAUGCCAGAGGAAUAGUCUAAAACAUGUUGAUUCUGAAUUUGUGAUUCCCUGUUUGGAGGAGGUUGUCAUCACAGUGAGAUCGCCAUUAAAUGCUGAACAAAAAAUGAGUACUCUUGAAUCCUUGUUAAAGUAUGGGAAAAAUCUAAGGUCCAUGGUUAUCAAGAUUCUUCAGAUGAAGAGUCCACAUACCAGUGCUGAUGAUUUUUUUGAUGAGAUUUGCCGGUUUAGAUGCAUGCACCACGAGAUAAUUCGAAUUGAAUAAAGCUUGAUGCAAUUUUUAACACAGUUUCAGCUGGAAUUCUGAUUUGAUUAUGACUUUAUUUUUGUGGAUCUAAUUUCUUGUUUUGAACAUCAUUUAAAAUUCGAUAACCUCUUUUUAGCUGAUUUAGAGAAUGAAGGUUUUAUCUCCUCUCCCAUGAUUGUCAAAAGCGGUAAAGCAAUGUGGCAAGUUUUGUUGUCACUGAUUCCUUGCAUAGAAUCAAGCUUAUUCAGAAGGGGGGCCAAAAUUAUCAAAGUAUUGGUUAUGAAAUUGUGCUGAUCAGGAAUAUGAGGGUGUGGUACUUCCAUUUGGUACAUACUCAAAGAAGAGAACCACUGUUUAGAUUUCAUAGCAAAUAUGGGUGUCAAAAGCAAUUAUCCUUUGGUAUUUCUUGAUUCACCUUCUACAGGGAUGGAUAGUUUUCUGCUUGCUGAUGCCAUGGGCACCCGUUUGAGGUGUUAAGCCCUAGUUUCUUUGUCUUGUUAUCUCCCAUUCUUGUUUGUAAUAAAAAAUUGAGUUUAAUUUAAAUUUGAUGCAAUUUAUUAUAUAAUAUGGUUCAAUGGUGUUAA
Molecule: messenger RNA, 2122 nt
Organism: Cicer arietinum (chickpea)
Lineage: Eukaryota; Viridiplantae; Streptophyta; Magnoliopsida; Fabales; Fabaceae
Product: F-box protein At1g10780
Molecular function (GO): protein binding
Source: RefSeq, a predicted model, not a curated record